AUGGCCGCUCCUACUCCCAACAACCCCACUCUCGCAAAGACCAACACCAUGUUCAGCAACAGCGACUCCGAGUCCGACGGCCAAGCCAGCGGCGGCCGCCGCCAACUCGUCAACACCCAAGGCGGCCCUAACUCCUCUCUCCCCCACCUACCUACCUCGAGCGGCCUCUCCCAGCCCGCCGGCCAGAUGCUCCGCGGCGCCGUCGACGACAACGGAAGGCCUACCAAGGCCGCCCUUCUGGUCGGCAUCAAGCUUGAUCUUGAGGCCGAGGUGCACUUGACCGCUCGGGUUCGUGGUGAUAUCUGCAUUGGUCUCUACUAG
This is a messenger RNA of Pseudomassariella vexata, 321 nucleotides long. RefSeq lists its product as uncharacterized. The transcript has 2 exons. The coding region runs from base 1 to 321 and encodes 106 amino acids. The record is from RefSeq and is a predicted model, not a curated record. Lineage: Eukaryota; Fungi; Ascomycota; Sordariomycetes; Amphisphaeriales; Pseudomassariaceae.